AUGUCUCUCGCACUUCCCUCAAAGAAAUUUGAUUGGGAUCGUCCACUUGUAGACUUUGAGUGGGAAGACUCCUCGUUCAUUGAUACCUUGAUCGAAGCUCACGAUGCCGGCGGCACCCCCUUGGAGCUUUUCUUGGGGAUUCCAGAGCACUCCCCCCGCCAUGACUACGAGUUUCCGAUCUUGAAUGCUGUUUGCCCAGACCAAGUUCUUCUAGCUAUUAGAGAAGGCUCAAUCUUGUUGCCUGAUAAUAGCGUCGUCUGGCUGCAUGAUAGAAGCUUGAACGACGGCUCUCGUUCUUACAACGGGGUCAAAACGGCACGCGAGUUUCAUCAACUACUGAGAUUGAACAGGUUUGGUCAAGACGACCAGUGCAAUGCGGAGGCUAGAUUAAUGCAUAUCCCCAAUCCGGAUCGAUGGACAAUUGGGCCUCUCAUUCUGAGUGCUUCUCAAUUACAAAUCCCAGUAUACAGAGAAUUAUUCAUGAAGCAUUUUGAGGGAGACAGUCACAUUAGAAUGACCUUUUCGCCUUGUCGGAGGACCUUUGCCCUCCAAUUUCAUCUUCCAUUCUUUGCUUGGCGUGGAUCGACAGAGCCCUGCCGAGAUGCCCGUUCCACAUCGGAUGGUGUGCCAACAAGAGAGACCACCGACGUCUCUUUCCUGUCUACCCCAAUAUCAGGUGAGACUUCCAAUGCAAAGGUCAAAGAACGCGAGUUUCUCUAUGAAGCUCAAAACUCAAUUGCAGUUUUCGGUUGGAACCGGACAAUUUGGACAGCUUGCUCUCUUGCCGACACCUACUUCUACCCGGAUGCAGUGAAUCCAGACAAUGAGGAUCUGUUGAUCUACUACCGAGACGUCGAAGAAAUUGAAUGGGAUGCAGUAUCAAUGGCCGAAUUGCCGAUCGACAGUGUUAGCAUUAGUGACCCGAGAGAAUAUUUUCUCAUGGUUCUAAAGAUUCGCGGUGAGAAAUGCAAAGAUGAAUGGAGGAAUGUUCUUUAUCACAUGAAAAUCGGAGUCCGGAAAUAUCUACGCGCUCCUCACGUUCCACGGUUGAGACAAAAGCAGACACUUGGUAAUGCAGAUGACCAAGCUGAAGCAAUAGAGAAAAGUGAAGCUUGGGUCAAAGAAGUGAACUCGAUUCUGACACGUCUUACCGAGACAUUGUCUAAAACGAUCACGGCAUGGGAUACAUUCUCUUCUCGGGAUGCAGUCCUUAUUGCAGGUUCUUUUGAGUCCAGUAGCUCAAAAAAUGCCGAGUUUCUGCUCUAUGACAUCGCUGUUCUGGCCGACGAACUCAGAAAGAUUUGGGUCGAUCUCAAGGGUCUCGAAGGUUUAAUCGAGAAGUUUAAAGCACAGGUAUACCUCUUCAAAACAACUAUUACCACUUUCUUACUGAAAAUAUGCUUACUCAAGCCGUAUCGAAGUUAA
Molecule: messenger RNA, 1425 nt
Organism: Colletotrichum costaricense
Lineage: Eukaryota; Fungi; Ascomycota; Sordariomycetes; Glomerellales; Glomerellaceae
Exons: 5
Coding region: 1-1425 (474 amino acids)
Source: RefSeq, a predicted model, not a curated record